GCAAACCCUAAAAAUAACUCAAUUCCUUGCAAUCACAAAAUCCCCAUCCACAAAACAAUAAAAAAUUGUUGGGACUAACUUUAGACAAUUUUGGUCCAGUGAAAGCCUCAAGCCUUUUUUACAACUCACUCCAUCAAAAUUUUUUAAUUUUACAGUUCGAUACCCCAAAAAAUCCCACCUUUUUAUAUACCACUCAUUCCCCCUUCUUCCGUAUUUUCUACUCCAACCCCAUCAAUUUCUCCUUUUCCGCACUUUCCCUCUGUUUCCCAAGAAAAACUAGAGAAAACCCAAUUCAAGAACAAGAAGAAAACUCGAUUUCCAGGUAGAAAUGAGAGAAAUCCUCCACAUCCAAGGUGGCCAAUGCGGUAACCAGAUCGGAGCUAAGUUCUGGGAGGUGAUUUGCGACGAGCAUGGCAUUGACAACAUUGGAAAGUACAGCGGCGACUCUGAACUUCAGCUUGAGCGUAUCAAUGUUUAUUAUAACGAGGCCAGUGGUGGCAGAUACGUGCCUCGUGCCGUUCUCAUGGAUCUGGAGCCUGGUACCAUGGAUUCCGUUAGAUCUGGUCCUUUUGGGCAGAUCUUCAGGCCUGAUAACUUCGUUUUUGGACAGUCUGGGGCAGGGAAUAACUGGGCUAAAGGACAUUACACUGAAGGGGCUGAAUUGAUCGAUUCUGUGCUUGAUGUUGUCAGGAAAGAGGCUGAGAAUUGUGAUUGCUUACAGGGAUUUCAAGUUUGUCAUUCAUUGGGUGGAGGCACUGGUUCUGGCAUGGGAACUCUUCUUAUUUCCAAGAUCAGGGAGGAGUAUCCUGAUCGGAUGAUGUUGACAUUUUCGGUCUUUCCUUCUCCUAAGGUAUCUGACACAGUUGUUGAGCCAUACAAUGCAACUCUUUCUGUUCAUCAGCUUGUGGAGAAUGCUGAUGAAUGUAUGGUCUUGGACAAUGAGGCUUUGUAUGACAUCUGCUUCCGUACUCUGAAGCUUGCUACUCCAACUUUUGGUGAUCUUAACCACCUGAUAUCUGCUACAAUGAGUGGUGUUACUUGCUGCCUUCGUUUCCCUGGACAGCUUAACUCUGAUCUUCGGAAGCUUGCAGUUAAUCUUAUCCCAUUUCCUCGCCUUCAUUUCUUCAUGGUUGGGUUUGCUCCCUUGACUUCAAGAGGAUCACAGCAGUACCGGGCUCUGACCGUGCCUGAACUAACCCAGCAGAUGUGGGAUGCUAAGAACAUGAUGUGUGCUGCUGACCCACGUCAUGGUCGCUAUCUAACUGCUUCAGCUAUGUUUCGUGGUAAAAUGAGCACUAAAGAGGUUGAUGAGCAAAUGAUAAACGUCCAGAACAAGAACUCUUCAUACUUUGUUGAGUGGAUACCCCACAAUGUUAAAUCCAGUGUAUGUGACAUCCCACCUAAGGGUCUCAAGAUGGCAUCAACUUUUAUAGGAAAUUCAACUUCAAUCCAAGAGAUGUUCAGGCGUGUCAGCGAGCAAUUCACAGCCAUGUUCAGGCGCAAGGCUUUCUUGCACUGGUAUACUGGUGAGGGUAUGGAUGAAAUGGAAUUUACGGAGGCUGAGAGUAACAUGAAUGAUCUGGUGGCUGAGUACCAGCAGUAUCAAGAUGCAACGGCUGAUGAGGAGGAGUAUGAGGAGGAAGAAGAGGAGAUUCAUAGUUGAGGUGGGUUGAAUGUAUAUAUGUUUUUUUUUUUUUCAGUUAGUCUGAAGUUAUGUGUGAUUGUGCUUCUUUUGUUAAGUGGUCAAAAUCAAAUUGACUUGAUGUGUAUGAUUAUGGGUCCUUGUAGCCGCAAUGGAUUUUUCCUUUUUUAGUCUGCUUUUGUUUUAAAUUUUAAUGAAGUUUGUUUUUGUAACUAGUAGAUGGUGUUAUGAAUUGACUGGUGAGACAGGCUAUUGACA
Messenger RNA from Hevea brasiliensis (rubber tree), 1900 nucleotides. Its product is annotated as tubulin beta chain. The transcript has 3 exons. Lineage: Eukaryota; Viridiplantae; Streptophyta; Magnoliopsida; Malpighiales; Euphorbiaceae. The record is from RefSeq and is a predicted model, not a curated record. Gene Ontology annotation, molecular function: GTP binding; GTPase activity; structural constituent of cytoskeleton. Gene Ontology annotation, biological process: mitotic cell cycle; microtubule cytoskeleton organization. The coding region runs from base 329 to 1663 and encodes 444 amino acids. Gene Ontology annotation, cellular component: cytoplasm; microtubule.